Molecule: messenger RNA, 2787 nt
Organism: Pan troglodytes (chimpanzee)
Lineage: Eukaryota; Metazoa; Chordata; Mammalia; Primates; Hominidae
Gene: ZNF80
Product: zinc finger protein 80
Exons: 2
Coding region: 495-1316 (273 amino acids)
Biological process (GO): regulation of cytokine production; negative regulation of transcription by RNA polymerase II; regulation of immune system process
Cellular component (GO): nucleoplasm
Molecular function (GO): RNA polymerase II cis-regulatory region sequence-specific DNA binding; DNA-binding transcription repressor activity, RNA polymerase II-specific
Source: RefSeq, a predicted model, not a curated record
GCAGUGGCAACCCGCUGGGGUCCCUUUCCACACUGUGGAAGCUUUGUUCUUUCGCUCUUUGCAAUAAAUCUUGCUACUACUCACUCUUUGGGUCCACACUGCUUUUACCAGCUGUAACACUCACCGCAAAGGUCUGCAGCUUCACUCCUGAAGCCAGCGAGACCACGAGCCCACGGGGAGGAACGAACAACUCCAGACGCGCCGCCUUAAGCCUUAAGAGCUGUAACACUCACCACAAAGGUCUGCAGCUUCACUCCUGAGCCAGCGAGACCACGAACCCGCCAAAAGGAAGAAACUCCGAACACAUCCGAACAUCAGAAGGGACAAACUCUAGACGCGCCACCUUAAGAGCUGUAACACUCACCACAAGGGUCCGCGGCUUCAUUCUUGAAGUCAGUGAGACCAAGAACCCACCAAUUCCGGACACAGUUGGAAAUGCAGAAGGGCACUUGAGUUUGGCUGCAGUCUCCCACACGGAGACCUUCUGGAGGAAGAUGAGCCCUAAACGCGAUGGGUUGGGGACAGAUGAUGGUCUGCACUCACAGGUUUUACAGGAGCAGGUCUCCACAGGAGACAAUCUCCAUGAAUGUGACUCCCAGGGACGAAGUAAAGACACUUUGGUUCGUGAGGAGAAGACCUACAAAUGCAAGGAAUGUGGGAACGUGUUUAACAAAAACAGCCUCCUUGUUCGACAUCAGCAGAUUCACACUGGGGUGAAGCCUUAUGAAUACCAGGAGUGUGGAAAAGCCUUUCCUGAAAAGGUCGACUUCGUUCGACACAUGAGGAUUCACACAGGGGAGAAGCCCUGUAAGUGCGUGGAGUGCAGGAAGGUCUUCAACCGCAGGUCGCACCUCCUGUGCUACCGCCAGAUUCACACUGGAGAGAAUCCCUAUGAGUGCAGCGAGUGUGGAAAGACCUUCAGCUAUCACUCUGUCUUCAUCCAGCAUCGCGUGACCCACACUGGAGAAAAACUCUUUGGGUGCAAAGAAUGUGGAAAAACCUUUUACUACAACUCUUCCUUAACCCGGCACAUGAAGAUUCACACAGGAGAGAAGCCCUGCAAGUGCAGUGAGUGCGGGAAGACCUUCACCUACCACUCUGUUUUCUUCCGACAUAGUAUGACCCACACUUCAGGAAAGCCCUACGAGUGUAAAGAAUGUGGGAAAGGCUUUUACUACAGCUAUUCCCUCACUCGACAUACAAGGAGUCACACUGGAGAGAAACCUUAUGAGUGCCUUGAACAUAGAAAGGCCUUUGGCUACCACUCUGCUUUUGCCCAACAGAGUAAGAUCCACUCUGGAGGAAAAAACCUUUGAGUGCAAAUGAUGUGGGAAUUUAUGGGUUUUCUUUUUUUUUUCUUUGAUACAUAGAGAGCCACACUGAAGAGAAGCACUCUGAAUUCAGUGACAGUAGGAAAGCUGUGACCUGCAGCUCAUCCUCACUUGGCAUUGAAGAAUUCCUUCUAGAGAUAAACUCUAUGAGAUACGUGGGAAGGCCUUUUGCAAGUGGGCCCACAUCAGUCAACGUCAGAGAACUUAAACUGGGAAAAGACAUUUUGACAAAAACUAGUGAAGAAAAUCUUUUGGCCACAGGAAAUAUCUUCCUCAGCAUCUGAGAAUUUUUCCAGGAGGGAGACCUGUUGGUUAUUGUGCACUUAAAAGAACCACCCACACCUCUCUCCAUAGUUCAUAUCACUAAGCCACUUCAGGAUUUUUUUUUUUUAAGUAAGAAGGGAACUGUAAAAGAGAAAAAAAGAAAUGCAUGCAUAGCUUCUGUCAGACUUCUCUGAAAGCCAUGCCUAUCAAAAUUUGAAUUCAGUUCUUCAUUUUGCAGAUGGCUGAAAGGUACAAAGGCCUUGCCUCGUUAUUUGUCCUUUAUAUGUAUUCACUCCUGUCUACAGGAGAAUUGUCCUCUGUAAAGACUGACUCUGUAAAGAUUUAUUGAAUGCGUUCUUUGUUCUAAAACAUUGUACUCCUGAGGAAUGUAAGUCUUUGUGAGAAAUAUGAACGCUUAAGUAAUGGAAUAUGUGAAACUUGUAAGAACGUAGAAUAUAAAAAUACUGCCAUAUAAAAUCCUUUCAUAUCUGAGGAGGGACGAGAGAAUGAUGGUGAAGCUGUGUUGCUUUCCCAGGUGAGCCUUGAUUAUUUCCUCUGUGCUUUCUCAGCUUCUUUGGCCUUCUGUAAGAGGGGCUUCUCCAAGAGCAUGUCACUAGUUUUCUAGAGGUUAAACAAGAGCUAAGACAAACAAAACAAAACACAGCUUAUCUAAUCUAAUGAGAAACUCAGAAAAAAAUGUUUUGAUGAAUACAAUGUAUUAAAAUAUAAAACAUGUAGAUCCUUUGACAUGUUAAUUCAAUUCUAGAAAUCCUCAGAAAUGUUUUUAUAUUAUGCAGAGAUGUGCGUGCAAAGAAUAAUCGCUGCAGUUUUGUUUUUAUGUGUGAAACGUUGAGAACAAUCUAAAUGUUUAUCAGUUGGAAGUAAGUUAUGGUACAUCUGUUCUAUGAAAUACUGUGAAACAAUAAGGUAUCCCUGUAUGUACUGAUAUCAAAACAUCUCUAAGAUACAGUAUUUAGUAAAAGAGAAAGUUUCAGGAAAUAAAACUACAUCUAGAAGUAUAAGCAUAAAACUGUUAAUAGUGGUUUUCUGCAGGAAAUGGGAUGGACCAGGGUUAUAUGCAAUGUUCAGUUUUUACUUUUAUACUUAAGUAUUGUUUAUGUUUGAAAAAUAAAAAGCAUUUAUUGUUUUUGCAAUAAAUGUUUAAAAGAUUUCAAUAAAGAUAGCAUGUUAG